AAAUCAAUAACUGAAGUCAUUUUGAUAAGGUUAUACCGGUAGGUUUAUCACGGGUAAUAAAUUGUACCCUCCGAAUAUAUUAUGUGUGCUCCACGCCAUUCUCCAAGACCUCCAGUUACAGCGACACAAGAGUAGAUAACAAUUAAAAAAGGUUAUUUAAAAUAUCGAGAUUGUGACGAGACUUUGGCGAUUGCAAGUAGAAAGAGGGAAAGUUUUGACGUCAUAACAAUGGAGGAAACUGAGGUAAAAACACCGUUUGAAAAUCACACUCUGCCGGGAGAAGUUAAACCCAAAAUGAAAACCAAACGGCUUAAUCACUUCCCGCCGAUGACUUCGAAAGACGAAGAUGAAACCGAACGGAAGACUACCGCUGGCAAUGGCAAAAAGAAAGGGAAGAAGAAGGAUCAAAAGAAAAGCAAUCAGGGCGAUGAGAACUGGGACUGGGACUGCGCCGAAGAGAAACCCAUGCAUGGUGCCAACGAUGACGAGGGGACGUUUUGGCAAAUAUUUACUCAAAUUGGAUUGGUCGUCAGCGCCAUAGCAUUAUUCGUGAUCGUGUUCGGGUCUGCUUGUCUCUCCAGAAUCAUCAUCCACGUGAUGAUAUGGAAGCUGAAUCCACCGUUAACUGAAACUAACUUCGCAAUGAAUAAACUAGGUGGCGUAUUAAAGCCAAAGAUUGAAAGAAUGAGCCUGAACUGUAGUGACCUUUCAACGAGCGAUUGUUUGCAGGGAUAUUAUGUUCGAAACGGUCUGCCAGAUUCGUGGAAAUGCACAGUUGAACCGUACAAGUGUGUGCUACGUGAAGACCCCCCGUCCGUGAAUGUGGCCUGGAUAUGGGGUCUCCUCAUCAUCAUGUCUGCUCCAUAUUUUUACACGAUUAUCGUUUCUAUGUGGAGGAUAUGCUUCAAGAAGAAUAAAGUGGACAAAUUUCAAAUCAAAAUGUUUUUACUUAGUCUAGCAGUGGAACUGACCCAUGCUACUGGCUUGUGUAUCAUGGUCUUCUUGGUUAUGCCAGCCUUUGAUCCACUGUCGGCCUCCAUUCUCUCAUACUUUGUAUGCAUUUUCCCGACGGUUUUAAGCUUAAGGUUCCAAGUAAGACAAGAAGACACCAAGUAUAGAAAACAACGACAAAGAGAAAAUAUUAAUUCUACCGUGACGAAUAACCAACAAACCAAUAACCCACGUACCGAUGAUUCUACCGUGACGAAUAACCCACGUACCAAUAAUUCUACCGUGACGAAUAACCAACAAACCAAUGACUCUACGUCGACGAAUAACCCACGUGCCGAUACUUCUACCGUGACGAACAACCAACGUACCGAUAAUUCUACCUUGACGAAUAACCCACAUACCAACCUUAGAUACCCAGAAACUCCUUUUUUAGGAGGACUUCUUUUUCUAAUAGGAUUAGUAUUUCUGUGUUUAUAUGUUUAUUAUAGCGCAGAAGACGAUAACUUAGUUGCCAUUUUGGUGCUGUUGUUGAUAUCAAUAUGCAUGGUUUCAGUAAUAUGGUGGGAAAAUUUUGUGACGUCAAACAUCAGUCAAAGCUCAGAAGCGGGAAAACAAUCUUUUCUCAAGGACUAUGUGAAAUCAAAGCGGGAGAAAGUCUCGGUGCUUGUGUACUUGUUGAAAAUAGCAUGGAUAUUCUUAGUUACUUUAAUCAUUUACGUAAUUCAAUCGAAAGGAGACACACUAGACACAGCAAGGACGUUUUUGUAUUUGGAUGAGGCAGCAACAGUGAACACACUAAGUGGGGCCGUCCGUCUAGAAUCUAGCUCGUACAUUACGUACGGAUGCAUGACACUUAAUCCUUACAUGAUGUCACUUAUUUGCUUAAUUCUUACCUUAAUUUUCUUCAAGAUGGCUCGAUACGCCUGUCGCGUAGUACUGCAGCGGAAAUGCUUCUCUUUACCUAUUAUUCUCAAUCUUUUCUUUGUGCCUCUUUUCUUUAUCAUCAUUAUGCGAUUUCCUUUACCGUUUACGGCGGAAGGAUGCAACGUACUGCAGCCCUUGUGGGAACUUGAUUUCAACAGUUCCAUUGAAAGAGUCUGGCCACUCAUUGCAUCUGGCUGUCUGGGCUUAUUAUCGGUGAUUAUCUUGACAACAUAUAUUUGGUCAACUGGAGGAUCAAAGAUGGAGAAAGUUGAAAGAUUGUUCAUGAAGCCGGCUUACUGUGGAAUAUUUCUCGAUUUGUCGUUGUUAUUAUCAAGAAGGAGAACAAUCGACAAUUCUGAUUUUGUCAAACACACACAGCAAUCGGAGGAAAAACCACAGGAAGUGUAUUCGCCUAUGGUCUAUUUCUGUGCUACGAUGUGGCAUGAAACGGAAAAUGAAAUGACACAGUUACUGAAGUCCAUAUUUAGAGUUGACAUGGACCAGUGCUGGAGAAGACAAGAUCAAACUAAUAAACAAAUGCAAAAAGGAGGUUACUAUGAUGAAGACAUAUACGAUUUUGAAGUUCAUAUAUUUUUUGACGAUGCUUUCAAACCACGCAAAGUGAAUGGGAAACCAGGAAAGGGACGUCAUGUGAAUGAAUAUGUGAAGCUUCUGGAAAAGUGUGUCCCAAACACUGCUAAGUUGAUUUAUGGUAAUUACGAACUUGACCCUGUAAAGAAGUAUGAAACUCCCUAUGGAAUGAAGUUUGAAUGGACCAUGCUUACGGAUGGUGCUAAACUGAUAGUCCACCUGAAAGAUAAACAGAAAAUUCGCAAUCGUAAAAGAUGGAGCCAGGUAAUGUACAUGUAUUAUUUACUUACGUUUGAGUUAAAUAAACUAAAACCGCAUCUAGAUCUUCAAUGUCAAGAACUGUCCAAAUCGGUACCGGAAAUGGUUCACAACCUCUCUGAAAACACAUUUCUCUUGGCAUUGGACGGAGACGUUGACUUCAAACCGGAAGCUGUGACGCUGCUGCUUGACUUGAUGAGGAAAAACACCGAGGUUGGAGCUGCCUGCGGAAGAAUACAUCCUAUAGGUUCAGGGCCAAUGGUAUGGUACCAAAAGUUCGAAUACGCCGUCAGUCAUUGGUUGCAGAAGGCAACGGAGCACGUGAUAGGAUGUGUUCUCUGCUCGCCUGGCUGCUUUAGCCUUUUCCGCGGGUCUGCUGUUUUGGCGGAUAAUGUCCUGAAAACGUACACAAGACAAGCGACGGAGGCAGAACAUCACAUUCAGUAUGACCAAGGAGAGGAUAGGUGGCUAUGCACACUCAUGCUUAAAGAGGGGUUCCGAGUAGAGUACUGCGCAGCGUCAGACGCACUGACGUUCGCCCCGGAAGGAUUCUUCGAAUUUUACAAGCAGCGACGUCGCUGGGCUCCAUCUACCAUGGCCAAUAUAUUGGAUCUACUUUUAGACUGGAAAUAUGUGAAAAAGAAUAACGAUAGCAUUUCGAUGUUGUACAUCAUUUACCACAUUUUUCUUUUCGUAUCGUCAUUAUUGACGCCUGGGACCAUCUUUCUACUAAUUAUGGGUGCCAUAAUCACAGCUUUCCCUGCAAUCCAACCAUGGCUGGCUUUAGUACUCAACAUGCUGCCUGUUGGCAUACUUAUUGUGUCUAUAUUUCUUACAAAGGAAGAUACACAGCUGAUGCUGGCUGGAAUCAUUUCCACUAUAUACAGCCUCGUUAUGAUGGUGGUUCUGAUUGGAUUGAUAAAAGAGGGUGUGGAGUCGCAGUUCUGUUCCGUCACUACCGUAUUCUUCUGCUUCGUGGCAGGUGUUUUCAUCGUUGCAGCGCUUAUACACCCACAGGAAUUCACUUGUUUAUUUCAUGGAGUGCUGUACUUUCUGGCGGUACCCUCCAUGUCGAUGCUUCUGAUUCUUUACUCCAUCGGCAAUAUGCACAACAUCAACUGGGGCACGAGAGAAAACAAGUCUGCCGAUUCACAAGAAGCAGUUGCAAAACGAAAAUCAAAGUUUGAAGGACAUACUUGCUCUAUUGGGGAAUGGUGUCGUUGCAUGCUCUGUGUUCGAGAAAUUGUUGAACCUAUGCCACAGGAUGCAAUGGAUUAUGCGUCUGAUAACCCUUCAGACGAUGACAAACCACAGCAAGAGGCAACCGACAAAGAGGCUGCUCAGAAAACCACAACAGAAACAGAACAGGCUGACCAUGACAACACUGUGGUGAAAAAACUAACGGGAGAUAACAAAGGCAAGGUUAAGAAGGGAGAUUUCAAGAACUGCAUGGAUCUCUCCGAGGACGAGAAUGUAUUCUGGACAAGACUAAUUAAAAAGUAUUUGAAACCAACAGUUAUAAAGCCUGCCGAGCAAGAGAGAGUUAAAAAGGAGUUGGAAGAGUUGAGGAAUAAGGUUUUCUUUUUCGUUUUUAUUAUAAACGCCUUAUUUGUGACAAUAGUCUACGUUUUGACGCAAGUCAAUUCCUACCAGGGAACAUUGGAAAUUCCUCUACCUUGCAAUGUUGCCGGAGGCAAGCAGGGUAAAAUUGAGCCGAUAUCCAUUGCAUUCACUUUGACAUUUGGAUUAUUACUGUUGAUCCAGUUCUUUGGAAUGAUAUAUCACAGAAUAUCAACCUUUACACACAUUAUCGCUUCCACCAGGUUAGAUACUCAGAGGCAGAUCAGGCGACCGAAUCUUAGAAGAAAGGAGGAAGAAACGACAACAAAACGAGAAGAGGAAAGUAAAACCCCAGAUGGUAACAACUUGCCUAAACACUUGCCACCAAUUCCAAACAAAGGAUGGAAGAAAAUUAAAGGAGGUAUAAAAGUAAGUAGUGCGCUUCGCUCGAUUUCUGGAGAGAGUAAAAACCGACCUGAAAAACUGAACGAGCUGAAAAAUAAGAUGAAGGAGGAGUCUAUAAUUUCCGAUGAAGAUAAAGACAUUUUGAGUCAAUUUCCUGAUACUCCGGUCGGAAUUUUGAGCAUUAGAUCUCUCCGUAAAAAUGAUAUACAAGAGGAUAUUCCAGGAACUUCAAAAGGCUGAUAUAAUAAAGGCAUUGAUUAUGAAUACAUUACAUUUGAAUAGUCAACAUGAUUGGCAGUUCAUAAAAUAAUUUUUAUUAUUUUAAGAUAUAUCUUAUGAUUAUGAUUACUAUCUUAUUUAGUAAUGUAGAAAUCUAAACUUAAGAAUUCGUUGGUUUUGAAUACUAGUAGCAUCUAAACACAAAUAAAAAAAAUAUACAUUUUGAAAUGCAUGAAGGUACAGAAAUUUGAGAUCAACUUCCCCCUACCCCCAUAUUUUAUACUUGAUAUAGUUUUAAAAAGUUUUUUUGAUAUUGUAAUGUCUUUAGUUAUAGUUUUAAAUAAUUAUAAUUAAAGUAUGUAUUUUGGAUA
This is a messenger RNA of Magallana angulata, 5279 nucleotides long. Its product is annotated as chitin synthase chs-2-like. The transcript is spliced from 17 exons. Bases 229 to 4929 code for a protein of 1566 amino acids. Gene Ontology annotation, molecular function: chitin synthase activity. The record is from RefSeq and is a predicted model, not a curated record. Lineage: Eukaryota; Metazoa; Mollusca; Bivalvia; Ostreida; Ostreidae. Gene Ontology annotation, cellular component: cell periphery; cell septum.